Messenger RNA from Leptidea sinapis, 4803 nucleotides. RefSeq lists its product as uncharacterized. Gene Ontology annotation, molecular function: copper ion transmembrane transporter activity. Bases 1702 to 2682 code for a protein of 326 amino acids. NCBI's taxonomy places the organism in Eukaryota, Metazoa, Arthropoda, Insecta, Lepidoptera, Pieridae. Gene Ontology annotation, biological process: copper ion transmembrane transport. The transcript has 8 exons. Gene Ontology annotation, cellular component: membrane. The record is from RefSeq and is a predicted model, not a curated record.
ACAAGUUUUUGAAAAGAUUCUAUUUAUAUUAGAAUAUAUCAAAUAUUUAUAAACACUUGCAUUAUUAAGGAAUAUUAUUGAUGCGCCAUUAGUUAAAUAAUCUAGUAAAAAAGAUUGAGGCAUAAUGACUCAAAAACUACAUAACAUAUUGGAUGGAAAUUUAACCAUUUGAUGUGCUAUUUUUCAUUGAUGGUUGUACUCACUCUUUAGCUCAAGAGGCUCUUUACCAUUUUUUCUUGAUUUCUUUUUGUAUACAUUUACAUUCAGACUAUAAGAUUGAGCCACAGUCAAGUUAGGAUUAGUAUUAGUGGUAUUAUAGCACAUUAAAUAAAUAUUGUAGUACCUAUUUCUUGGGCAAGUUUCAUGUGUGUUAACUUAUACUAUUUUCAACAUGGAUACAGAACUGACAUCAAAAAAAUUUAAGGUACUUGGUGUAAACAGGACAAAAACAUAUACUAAUAACAUGGUAUAACAUCAAAGAUAUCCUAAAUGCAUACAAUUAACCUUAGAUUAAGGAUUGGUUUCUGCUGCCCUUCAACUAAAUACCACAGGUGUAGUCACUAAGUGUGGCAACUAAUACUACGCCCCAGUUACCUGCUGUAACUACAGUUGCCUACCAUAUUUGAGCCAGUCUCAAACAAUGUGUGAUGUUGAAGUGCCACAGGUUCUGUUAAACUUUGCUAAUAAUUGAAACUAAAAUUGCAUAGUAAAACUUUGUAAAAAUAAUACUACAAGAAAAAUAGAAAUACACUGGGAUCACAUAUUAUCAGUAAGUAUUUUGUAUUUUAUUAAUUUCAAUAUAAAAUAACAUGAAGUGUAUGUUACAAAACUUGAAAGAUGCCACACAAAUUUACACAAACCGUAAUAAAAAAGCUAUUGUCCUUAGGCAGUGUGCUAUCUAAUUGUAGCCCAGCGGAGACCAAUCCUUAAUCUAAGCAUUUAACAUUAUAGAUGAUUAUAAACCAUUUCAUGUUACAUGGAAACUUGUCAAUUACUUUACAUUGCUUUCCAAUGUGCAAUCACAGUUGCUACUCGCUAUAAGCCAUCAGUGUCUUAAAGGUACAAAGAUUACAUACCAUUGUUUAUUAUGAUAAAGCAAAUUCAAAAUUUGUUUAAGUAACAUUUAUCUAUCAUUAUCAAUAAUAUGACACAUUGUUCUCUCUUCUGUUUACAAUAACAUGUAUUUAAUCUAGUACUAACAUUUAAUAUAUCAUUGAGUAUUAAGAUAUGUUGUUUGACUUGAUUGGGCUGUCGUGUAGUGCUCAUUUUGCUCAGAUAUUUAAUAUUAUUUGUUACUACAAUAAUAGAUUAACUAAAGUUUAUUGAAGUAGGCGUUACAUUGCGGAAAUCCAUAAUUAUACAAAUGAUUUGAGUUUUCUUUACGCAUGUUUCGCCUCUACACGAGGCAUACUCAGGAUAUAUUGUCUCGGCAAAAUCAGUCAGACUGAUUCAGACUUGGCGAGACAACACAUCCUGAGGAUGCCUUGCGUAGAGGCGAAACAUGUGUCGAAUUGUUUAAAGACAAAUAUUGGCGGAAUUAACACUAAAGAAAACUCAAAUCAUCUGUAUAGAUUAACUAUCCUAAGAAGUUGUGAUUCUUUUGUCUUUGAACUUGAAGAAGUAGAAAAGUGAUUUCCAGAAAGUUUACAGUGUCCGAAAAUGUCAUGAUAAUUUUUAUAUAGGAGAUAACUAAGUGUGGUCAUGAUGCAUAUGUGGAUGUGGUUUGGCUACGAUGUUGGGGAUCUCCUCUUCUGCGGUCUCAAGAUUGACACAAGGUGGGCAUUCGCCCUGGCCUGGAUUGCACUGUUUUUUAUUGCUGUGCUAUUUGAGGCUUCAAAGGUAUAUUUGGCAAGAGUCCAGCGGGAAGCCCAUUUAAAGUUGUACCCAUUACGGUCUGACGAAAGACGAAAUCUGCUGUGUGAACGUGAACAGACUAAUGCAAUGGAGCCUACGACCAGCAGGAAUACUAGCUCGGCGCCGGGCAAUCCUUGGUCGACCUUUAAGCUGAGGACGAUGGUAAACGCUCAUCAGACGCUGGUGUUUGUGGCUCACAACGUCGUGGGCUAUCUGCUGAUGCUGGUCGUCAUGGUCUACAACGUGCAUCUCAUACUGGCGGUCGUGUUUGGCAUGAUGCUGGGCUACUUCCUGUUUGGGACUAAGCUCACGAUCAUUCAGAUGCAAUGCUUCGGCAGGAAGAAAGUGGUGAUAUGCACCCCAGAAUGUGACGAUACAGGUACAGCUGAGACUUCAACACCGCCUCUUCUGAACACAUCACAGAACAUUGAGUCGGACAUCUACGUCUGUGAGACGCGAACCUGCAUCCAACCGUCGCAUUACUUCCCGAGCACGUCGCGGACGGGAGACCUCGCCACGUGUUACUACGGCGCUAAGAAGUGUCCGUCCAAGGUUGCUAGAGCGACGAAGGUCCAGACGGCGCAGUGUCACAGAGCGAGCGAGAAGGAAGACGGCCCGAGCGAUAACGCGCAACUACUCAGUCAAGAUAGAGAAGGUUGUUGCAAGCAGCCGCGGCCACCUGCCGACGACUGCUGCAGCGCAGGUGACGAGGUGGCGGCGAGCGACGGCGACAGCUCAGUGAGCGUGACCCGCGAGGACAGUCCGCAGGUGACGUGCUGCCACAACGCCAAGUCUGCGAGCGACAGUCAGGAGCAGAUCGUAACGUGAUGACGGCGAGCUCUGUCUGAGAUGGUUUAUAAGACUGUGGUGUAUAUCGGGGUUAUUGGAGAAUCGCAGAAAUUGACGAAUACGUUUUAAAAGUGAUUUUUUAUAACCGUCGAUGUUGCGUCUUCUUUUUUAUGUGAUGGUAUGCGUUAACCAAAUCAUGUUAUAAAGGAUUUAUUAAAAAAUUUACAAAUUAUCCGCCAUUAAGUAUGUUUUUUUUUGCUCAAAUUGGCUGCAUUCGAUGCAUGAAAUAAUUAUGUUAUGAGUUUGAUAUUUGAAUGUGAAACACCUUUUAUGUUACUACAGUAUAUUUCUAAUUAUAAUAUUAGACUGACCUGACAGUAUGUGUAGUAUGAAUUGAUAGAGGCAGACGUAGCGCUCAAAUUAAAAUCUGCUUAGAAAUUAUCUACAAAUGUCCAAAUAAAUUGUAAUUUAUGUAUAGGUACCCAUUUGUAAUGUUUGUCAUAAUUAGCAAUGCUCGUAAACAAAUUAAUAUGUAUGUUACCAUAUUAUGAGGGUUUUGUUAAGAUUUUGUUUGUAUUUCCCCUUUGAAUUCUGAAUGUAGGUAUGUGAAGGGCUACAAUGUGUAGAAAUGGCUUGUAUACUAUUCAAUGAUCUAAGACUUGAUCUUCAAAUUAAAAUAAGUAUUUCUAUUACAUAUCAAUUUCACCAGUGUCAGUGAUUAUUUAUUGUCGCAACAUCAAACGACACUCAACUCUAUUCCUUAGUCGCUACAGCUAGUCCAUUUUAAUGUUUUGUACAUCACUACAUAUUUUUCUUUCCAGUGAGACAGAAAAAGGGACAUUGCAGUUUGUCCUAUAUAGACUGGUAUAUGUUCGAUAAUAAGAUAUUCGACAGCGACGAUUUUCAGUGUUCAAAUGACUUGCGUUGUUAGAAUGAGGUGUACUAAAGUGAACGACGGUUGCAUUGCAUACAUGUUUAUGCAUAGUUAUAGUAGUAUAAUAAUAGUGAAUAUUUUAAUGUGAACACUUCAUAAGCGCAUUAUUAGCUUGCUCGGGUAGUCGGUUUGAGUCGAGCGCGAUUAGUCAGAUUAGAUUUACACCAAAUGUUGAUUUGAAGUCAUCAUAAUUAUAAAAUUAUGUCAACACUCUUUUUUAAAUACAUUAUUAAAAUAUGAAAGAAAAUCUGAUCUAUUCAAAUAUUUGUAUAGCGGCAUCAUUGGUAUUUUCUAUUCAAGUGAUUGAUUGUUGUUUUGAACUAUGACGUCAUAGAACAUGCACGCACUGACCAUGCCAAAAUCGCUCGCGGUUCUGCUAUUAUUGAAACAUAAGCUGUUUACCUUCAAUCUAUUUAUAACUUUUAAUAGUUUGAGAUAUAUUUCCCGCGUUAUAUUAUUUAUAAUAGGAUACUUUUUUAUUAUAAAAAGCUUGCUAACUACGAAUUUAAAAUAAUAUUAAUAAAACGACAUUACAUAUCAUGAAAAAAAACGAAAUUAUCAAUACUUUUACCUAUUUUGUUUACUUCGAGCUUGCCAUUUUUUACGCCACGAGUUGGUUUUGUUAAUAGUAUUAAUACGGUCUUACUAACAAUAUGGCGCUCAAUGUUUAGAUAAUUAUGUUAAUAAAAAACUACCAACAUAUUUGAGUAGGUACUAGUUUAUAUAGAUUUUAUACAGGAAUAUUUAUUUAGUUUUAAUUGUUUAGGGUAAAUAUUGAUAGCGUAUGCAUAUUAACAAUAAAUUGACGUAAAAAUUAAGGCUGAUGUAUAGCUGUUAUGGUGUUCCGACUGUUAAAAUAUUUCGAAGCAACUGUAAACAUAAGCAUUAUUAAUAUUAUUUUUAUUAACUGCCUUAAAUUACGUAAUGUUGCAUGACGUAACAGAUUGAAACACAUUAAUUAAAUAAAGUAUUCUGUAUCAUACUUUUACUAGAAAAUUAGGAGAUAUUUCAUUCAGUAUCUUGGAUUUAUCUUAUGAUUAUUUUGUGAAGUCGCCUUCGUCUUGAUUUCCAUGAAGUUUGUAACCUUGUUAUUGUUGUAUAUUUGCUGUCUGUUAGAAGAAAUGUAUAAAAUUGUUAUCACAGGUAUGAAUAUUUGUGAACCAAAUUAUUUUAUGUGCCAAAAAAAGAAAAAUAUAGAUAGUGCAAUAAAUAUUUUAUAUAGAUAA